Molecule: messenger RNA, 2184 nt
Organism: Pseudozyma flocculosa PF-1
Lineage: Eukaryota; Fungi; Basidiomycota; Ustilaginomycetes; Ustilaginales; Ustilaginaceae
Exons: 4
Coding region: 1-2184 (727 amino acids)
Biological process (GO): intracellular protein transport; endoplasmic reticulum to Golgi vesicle-mediated transport
Cellular component (GO): cytosol; Golgi membrane
Molecular function (GO): syntaxin binding
Source: RefSeq, a predicted model, not a curated record
AUGGCCACACCGGUAUCUUACGCAGCCGCCGGCUCCAGCCUACGCUCCGCACAGCUCCAGUCGCUCCUGUCGCUCCUCAAUCUAAACAACCCCAGCUUCAGCCAUUCCUCGACUGCUUCGUCCGCACCAGGGUCCGCCUACACCUCGCGCCCCGGCUCAGCCUCCGGUGUGGAAGGUCCCGAUGCCAAGGGCCAGAUCGAGGUGCCCUCGGGCCCGCCCGUCUGGAAGGUCCUCGUCAUGGACAAGGUCAGCAAGGACAUCCUCGCCACCAGCCUCCGCGUCCAGGACCUCCGCGAGAACGGAGUGACGCUUCACAUGCAGCUCCAUUCCGACAGGCCACCGCUGCCCGACGUCCCCGCCGUCUACUUUGUGUCGCCCACCAUGGAGAACCUCAAGCGCAUCGCAGACGACCUCAAACGCUCUCUCUACGAGUCCUACUACCUCAACUUCACCUCGACGUUGCCUCGCCCCCUGCUCGAAGAGUUUGCCACCUAUGUCGCGCGCGACGGGACGGGCCAUCUCGUUCAGCAGGUCUAUGACCAGUUCCUUGACUACAUCGUCCUCGAGCCCAAUCUCUUUGAGCUGCUGCCGCCCUCGCAGCAGGCCACCUCCAGCUCGGCGCCAGCAAAGGCGAUUGUCGCAACGCCAAACGGGGGCGCACCCGCGUCCGAUCGGGUUCCUACCACGUAUGAGCGGCUCAAUGACCCAAAGAACGGCCAGACCGAGAUCGAGGCCGAGACGGAUCGCGUUGCCAAGGGUCUCUUCUCUACGCUGGCCACCCUUGGCACCCUCCCCAUCAUCCGCUCACCCAAGGGCAACGCCGCCGAGCUGGUGGCGCGGAAGCUCGAGUCGAAGCUGCGAGAGCACAUGACGAGCGCGCGCGGCGCUGGCAAUCUCUUCUCUGAGAGCACAUCGGGAGCUCAGUCGUGGAACACGUCCCGGCCGCUGCUCGUCAUCCUCGACCGCAACGUCGACCUGGUGCCCAUGUUCGCCCACUCGUGGACCUAUCAGGCGCUGGUGCAGGACGUGCUCGAGCUCAAGCUCAACCGAGUCACGGUCGUCUCGAGCGAAAAGGGGGUCAGCUCGAAGCGCACCUACGACCUCGACUCGAAGGACUUUUUCUGGAUCAAGAACUCGGCCACUCCCUUCCCCCAGGUGGCCGAGGACAUCGAUGCCGAGCUCAAUCGCUACAAGAGCGAUGCCGCUGAGAUCACGCGGUCGACGGGUAUCAGCAGCAUGGACGAAGUCGGGCAGCUGGACGCCUCGAGCAACGCGGCACACCUCAAGGCGGCCAUCACGGCGCUGCCGGAGCUGACGCAGCGGAAGCAGACGAUUGACGCGCACAUGAACAUCGCCACCGGGCUCUUGCAAGGGAUCAAGAGCCGCGGCCUCGAUACCUUGUUCCAGCUGGAGGAGGCCAUCCUGCGGCAGAAAAAGGAGACGAUCAUGGAGACGAUCAAGGAUCCGGCGCUUGAGUUGCCUGAGGACAAGCUGCGCCUGUUCCUCAUCUUCUACCUCUCGGCACCGGACAGCGCCAUGACCAAGGCGGAUGUCGAAGAGUUCGAAAAGGUGCUCAAGGAACAAGGCGCCGACCUGUCCGCGCUGCAAUACGUCAAGAAGGUCCGGGAGCUGACGAGGAUGACGAUGCUGGCGUCUGCACCUGCGCCGGCGCCGUCGAGCGACGGUGGUCAGCUGUUCCGGGGAUUCAGCUCGCUGAGCUCCAGACUGACGGAUCGGCUCAAGGACAGCGGCCUGGACCUCGUCGCAGGAGUCAAGAACUUCCUGCCCGCCCAGAAGGACUUUACCGUGACGCGGCUGACGGCUUCGCUGAUGGACCCGUCGUCGGCCAGCAGCCAAGCGCUGCAGGAGACGGACGAGUACCUGUUUUUCGACCCCAAAGCAGCGCGGGGCCGCAGCGGUAUGGCGGGCGGAGGCGUAAAGGCGCGGCAGACGUUCAACGAGGCCAUCGUCUUUGUCGUCGGGGGCGGCGGCUACGUCGAGUACGCCAACCUGAUGGAGUACGCGGCUCGCACGCCCGCCCAGCCGGGUGGCGGCGGCGGCGGCGGGCUUGGUGUGCCCGGUGCGUCGGGCGGUACGGGCAAGCGGAUCACGUACGGCAGCACCGAGAUCCUGCGGCCCAAUGAGUUUGUCGCGGCGCUGGCGGCACUCUCCAACGUGGGGUGA